Messenger RNA from Cydia amplana, 955 nucleotides. It is a transcript of the gene ClpP, whose product is annotated as ATP-dependent Clp protease proteolytic subunit. The transcript has a single exon. Lineage: Eukaryota; Metazoa; Arthropoda; Insecta; Lepidoptera; Tortricidae. The coding region runs from base 190 to 930 and encodes 246 amino acids. Gene Ontology annotation, biological process: protein quality control for misfolded or incompletely synthesized proteins. Gene Ontology annotation, cellular component: endopeptidase Clp complex. The record is from RefSeq and is a predicted model, not a curated record. Gene Ontology annotation, molecular function: ATP-dependent peptidase activity; serine-type endopeptidase activity; ATPase binding.
AAAAUUAACAUAAAUAGUUAAUAGCUUCGAAACUUUCGAAAAUAGUAGAGAAAGUAUGAUAAUUUGGUAACUUAAAUUAUCAUUAGACACAGUGCAAGUACCGUAAAUACUAACUUCAAGAAAACAAUAAAAAACAUAACCUAUACUUCGAAUAAAAAUUGCUGAUAAACUUUAUACGAAAUCUUGAAAAUGGCUUUAAAAUACUCUCGACUACUUGUGAAAGCAGUUACUGCAGGCGUAAGCAGGUCUAAUGUAAAUAUUCAUCGGAAUUUAGUGACCAGUUCACCUGCAAGACUUGCUAUGGUACCUAUAGUGGUUGAGCAAACCGGCAGAGGCGAGCGUGCGUACGAUAUUUACUCUAGACUUCUUAGAGAACGGAUUAUUUGUCUUAUGGGGCCUAUAAACGACGAUAUAAGCUCUCUAGUCGUCGCGCAGCUGCUAUUUCUACAGUCCGAGUCAAGUAAGAAGCCAGUACAUCUGUACAUCAAUUCUCCUGGUGGGAACGUGACUGCGGGACUCGGUAUUUAUGAUACCAUGCAGUAUAUAACACCUCCUGUCGCAACUUGGUGCGUUGGUCAAGCUUGCAGUAUGGCAUCUUUGCUUCUUUCUGCUGGCGCUCCAGGAAUGAGACAUGCUUUACCGAACUCCAGAAUAAUGAUCCAUCAGCCAUCUGGUGGAGUUCGAGGGCAGGCCACUGACAUACAGAUCCAAGCUGAAGAAAUUUUGAAGUUAAAAGCGCAAAUCAAUCAAUUAUACGUUAGACAUACAGGUUUGGCUUUAGAAAAGGUUCAAACUUCUAUGGAGCGUGACCACUUCAUGUCCCCGGUUGAAGCUAAGGCCUUUGGUCUGAUUGACAAUGUACUGGAACACCCAAUGUCUCAUGCAAUGGAUAAGGAAUGUACUACCGGAAGUCAAACUCCUAAAUUGUGAUCUGUAUAAAUCUAAGUGAUAUAAU